Molecule: messenger RNA, 543 nt
Organism: Dibothriocephalus latus
Lineage: Eukaryota; Metazoa; Platyhelminthes; Cestoda; Diphyllobothriidea; Diphyllobothriidae
Source: the annotation of a GenBank genome assembly
GUGGACUUUGCAGAUCCCUACAUUGGCGGUGAAUUUCUUCGCUUCGGUAACGUCCAGGAGGAACUGAUGUGCUGCAUGCAACCGGAGAUCCUGGCUGGUCGCCUCUUCAUGGAAUGUCUCCUGCCGCGAGAAGCCGCCCUCGUCAUUGGCGCCGAGAGAUUCUGCAGCUGUACAGGUUAUGCCCGCCAUCUAGCGUGGGCAGAAGAUUUUAGGGAAGCUGAUCAUGGCACUGUUCGAGACGCUCGUGGUCGAUGGAAUAAGUUUAUCGUAGCGAUUGACGCUACCCGCCUUAAAAUUUCUUCUGCACAAUUUCAAGAAUCCUACCUCUGUCGCGAAUUAAAUAAGGCUUUCAUUGGGUUCACUGACAUGGCGGCUCCUUACGAACGCCUACCGAGCACCGUUGUCAGUGGCAACUGGGGCUGUGGUGUUUUCAGGGGCAGUAAAGCCCUCAAAGCGUUACUUCAACUCAUGGCAUGUGCUCAGGCUAGGAAAGCUCUGGCAUACUCUACCUUUGAGGACGAGUCCUUGGAAAAAGAACUUUAG